Messenger RNA from Epinephelus lanceolatus (giant grouper), 2352 nucleotides. RefSeq names its product DENN domain-containing protein 11-like. Gene Ontology annotation, cellular component: cytoplasm. The record is from RefSeq and is a predicted model, not a curated record. Lineage: Eukaryota; Metazoa; Chordata; Actinopteri; Perciformes; Serranidae.
CUAAACGUUCAAUAACUAUUCGUAGUAACGGGAGUGUGACAGCGACUGGUGAAUUGUUUUGAAUGCAGCUCACAUUAGACGAAGGAGUUGCCCUCUCCCAACAGCAUCAAAUUUAUGAUCACCUCAGAGAAGAAAGAUUAUAAAGAUAGAUGUGAAAGCUGGUCUCGCGACGUUAAUUUGAUGCAAAAUGCAACCGUUCUGAACAGUUAAAAAGAACUUUACGAUGCGGGACUCGCUCUGAGGUGUAAUUAUCCACGGAUGGACCUGGUGCCCGUCGGCUGAGACAUCAUUUACAAUCCGCUGUGAGACUGACGAGGCGGGACCGCCGACAGGAUGGUGGAGCGGUCGGACCGAGCCCCUCUGCUGGACUGGGAGGAGGUUCCGUCCGCGGAGAAGCCCGGCGGAGCGGCACCGGCGGCACCCCACGCCAAGGACCGACUGGCGAGCCCCUCCAACAGCCGUGUUGGGUGGAGCGGCAGUCCAGGGGGUCCCACUCCCAGCAGGUCUGUAUCCAACGCAGACGGCUGCAGCGCCCCACCCGCGACCUCCAGCAUCCCGGCGGGCAAGGAUGAAGCCCUGCGUCCCGACAGCGAGGAGCAUCUCUCGGAUCCAGGAUCGAGGGAGGUGUCGCUGGAGGACAGGAUGAUGAAAUGGGAGGAAAAGGACCAGAUUGUGUCGGUCUUUGUCGUUACAUUCAAUACCAGAUCAGGAAAUAUGCUGGAGUGGUGUCUGCCCAAAGACAUGGACCUGGAGGGAGUGGAGUUCAAAGCUAUCGCCAGCGGCUCCCACCGAGUCACCACAGACUUCAUCUACUUCCGGAAGGGCUGCUACUUUGGCCUCGCCUGCUUUGCCAACAUGGCGGUGGAGAGCACGGUGGAGAGGGGGGCGAGGAUGAAGUCGGUAGGGAUCCUGUCACCUUCCUACACCCUGCUCUACCGCUACAUGAGCUUUCUGGAGCACCAGGUCAGGCUCCAGCUUCAGUCCCCGGGCCACUACUCCCCCCUGGAGGCCUUCUAUGAGGACAAGAGAGCACUUCUGCCCCCCAGUGGUGAUGGUGUUGUUACUGCAUGUCCAGCCAAUGCCUGGGGAGCUGCCAUCAACCACAGCAUGCACCCUGAGAUGAAGAUCACUCACCCUGCAGGCUGUAUGUCCCAGUUCAUCCGCUUCUUUGGGGAGCAGAUCAUGGUGCUGUGGAAACUGGCUCUGCUGCGCAGACGCAUCCUCAUCUUCUCCCCUCCACCUGUGGGUGUGGUCUGCUACAGAGUGUACUGCUGCUGUUGCCUGGCAAACAUCUCCAUCCCCGGUAUCGGCGUGGCCGUGCCCGAGUUCCGCCCGUUCUUCUACGUAAACGUGGCCGACAUCAGCGCCCUGGAGAACGAGCUCUCCUACGUGGCGUGCACUACUGAGAAGAUCUUUGAGGAGAAGAAGGAUCUGUACGAUGUGUAUGUAGACAAUCAGAAUGUAAAGACCUACAGAGACGGCCUGAAGCCUCUGCUCCGCCUCAGCACCGCAGACAGGGAGAAAUAUCGCAAACUCACAGAACAGAGGCAGAUGUUGCUGUACUCCCAGGAGGAGAAUGGAGACUGUGUGUCCAGUGAAGAGGAUCUCUUUAUUCUGUUUUUCCUGGAGCAGAACAACAGGAUUUUCCAGACCCUCAGCGAGGUGGCAGGGAGCUCCGAUCCCACGCUGACCCAGGAGAGCGUGAGGGCCAUGGGUCUGGAUCCCCACGGAGACAGGCUCUUCCUGCUCCACCUGCUGGAGAUCUACGGCUACGACACCCUGCUGGUGUCGGAGCAGCUGUGCUGCAGUUGAGAGACAACAGACGGCUGGCUUUCUGCCUUUCAUCACUGCUGAUUUAAAACUGGGGAUGAAUUGCCUCGAGCAAACUCUGAGUGCUGCACUACUGGCUUCUUGGAGUCUUCAGGACCGUUUGGAACUUCUCUGGUAUCACGUUUUUUGUUGUAUAUCUCCCUGUGCUUCUUCUGUUCGCCGUGGUUUUGCUCCUGAUGGCAAGAGCAACAAAAACAGUCUCAUGUAUUAUAACAAAGAGUAAUAUGGUCAGUUCUACUUGAUAAAGCCUUGCGGAGGCUUACGAUGGAUUACUCACCCAAAAGUGAUUCUCUGGACUGGGUACAGCUGGAGCAUUUUGACACUGAGCCGUGUUUGAAUGUCAUGGAUGGCAGGUUCAAACACAAGAUGAUGGCUUGAACUGUACUGCGCGGGCAUCAAGUUGAAUGAGACUUCCUCCAAGAUGAAGUCAUGAUUUGAAGAUUUUCAGUGAACAAAAAGGAUCAAUGUAUGAAAGUGAAAUAGAGAGGUAGCCGUCCUGUAAAUAAUAUUUUUUUCUUUUUA